Molecule: messenger RNA, 810 nt
Organism: Cuscuta campestris
Lineage: Eukaryota; Viridiplantae; Streptophyta; Magnoliopsida; Solanales; Convolvulaceae
Source: the annotation of a GenBank genome assembly
CAUAUAUUUCUAUACUCAUUUAAAAUACAUUGAAGAUAAUUUAAAAAGUCAAUAAAAAUUUUGGAUUUUGGUAUAAUUACAUAGAGAUGCUUUCAAAAAAAACAUAGAGAUUGUUAUAGUUUGGAUGAGUUCUUUUUCCUUCAUUAUUUCAAACCAAGAACAAAGUGUGCCAUCUAACUAUCCAACCCUUUUACUGUAGUUCCUUCCAUCUUCAGACAUUUCUACGCAAGUCCUUCCUCGACAAACCUCGAGCUCUUCGGAUUUCCGGCCAGAGUUUACAAGCCAAACUGAAAUCAAUGGCAGGGUCCGGUAGUUCUAUGUUAUAUUCGUUUCUUCUUUUUGUGUCCACUGUCUCCCUGCAAGGAAUGUUUAGAGGUCUGCUAGCUUCUUCUGAGUUGUAUACUAUCCUUGGAGGCUUGACGAGUUCUUUCAUAUUCCUUACAUUGCUAACGUUCAUAGGAAAUUAUCAAGAGGCAAAUGGAAGCAAGAGUGGAUGGGGCACAGUUGUGCUUGCAGAGGCAGUCGCUUUAGUUGCUGCUAGCACUGUUCAUCGAGUCUGUAUCACAACAUGCAUUUUGUUCUCUGUUGGGCUACUUUACGAGAUCAACAAGCUCUCUCUGAUGAUGGUUUCCAAAAGUGAAGGUAAAGCCAAAAGGUACUAGUUUGGGAAUGCCAUCCCAUUAUAAUGGUUUUAUUUGCAGUCAGUCAAUAUACUCAGAGGGGUGAGAUUGCAAACCAUCAACUAUAACAUGCAGGACUACUUUAGUUUAUGCUAUUCUCCAUAUACUUCGGCUACUAUACAAUUGAUAU